Molecule: messenger RNA, 3930 nt
Organism: Cannabis sativa
Lineage: Eukaryota; Viridiplantae; Streptophyta; Magnoliopsida; Rosales; Cannabaceae
Product: receptor-like protein 7
Exons: 1
Coding region: 363-3743 (1126 amino acids)
Molecular function (GO): protein binding
Source: RefSeq, a predicted model, not a curated record
AAAUAGAAAAUCCAACUAAGACGAACGUUAUACAAAUAAAAUAUUGUUUAGAACAAAAAAAAAAAAAAAAAACAAAACAAAAGACGCGGUUUCCUUUGACGGCGCUUAUUUGCUGACCAAAUCCCCAUCGUUUUCAAUUCCUACCUCUUCUUCUUCUUCUUCUUCUUCAGUCUUAUUCUUUCUUGUUCUACCACCCAGUUUAGCUUUCGAUUUUGCUGAACCAAAUCCAACCAAUCUUCUUGAUUGGCCAUGUUUUAGUAACCCCAUAUAGUAAAUAUUAUGUUCUUUAGCCUUGACCCACCUUGAAUGAAGCUACUUUGUUCGUUUCAUCAAAUCAUUUUGUUUACCUUGUUGGGUUUCAAAUGAGAAUUCAUAUGUUUUCAUGGCUUUUCUUCAUGCCCUUUUGCUUGAUAUUACUUAGUCUUGAUCAAGAUGUAGUUUCUGGUCAAUGCCUUACCGAUCAGCAAUCUUGGUUGCUUCAACUGAAGAACAACCUUAAAUUCAAAGCCAAUAUGUCGACAAAGUUGGUCACAUGGAGUCAAAAUUCAGAUUGUAGAGCUUGGAAAGGUGUAACUUUUGAUGGGGAGGGACGUGUCACUGGUCUUAGCUUGAGCAAUGAGUGGAUCUCUGAUGGAAUCCACAAUUCAAGCCUCUUCAAUCUGCAACAUCUCAAGAGUCUGGAUUUAUCAUUUAACAAUUUCAACUCUACGAUCCCAGAUGAGAUUGGUAACCUCUCAACUUUGAGUUAUCUAAAUUUGUCGAAUGCUGGCUUUGUUGGGCAAAUCCCAAUUACCAUAUCACACUUGACAAACUUGGUCAAUCUUGAUAUCUCGACUCUAUCAUUUUUAAGCGUUUCUUCUCUGAAACUUGAGAACCCAGACUUGGGGAUGCUGGUUCAGAACCUUUCCAACAUUGAAGAACUAUACCUUGAUGGUGUGAAUAUAUCAGCACCUGGGAGUGAGUGGUGCAAGGCCUUGUCAUCUUCUGUGCCUAAAUUACGAGUCUUGAGUUUGACAAACUGUUAUCUUUCUGGCCCUCUAGAUGAAUUUGGGAAGCUUCACUCUUUAUCUGUGAUUCGCCUUGGUAAUAAUAAUUUGUCAUCUAUGGUUCCAGCAUCCUUUGCAAAUUUCUCAAAUUUGACUUCCUUGGAUCUCACCUCUAGCGGAUUGUACGGAAAUUUUCCUAAAGAGAUAUUUCAGGUGCCAACACUACAGAGUAUAGAUGUAUCAUACAAUCCGUUGCUUCAUGGUUCUUUGCCAGAAUUUCACCAAAAUAAUUCUCUUCAGAGACUGGUACUCAGUUCAAGUAAUUUUUCAGGAGGAUUGCCAUCAUCGAUUGGUCAUCUUUGGAACUUGAGCAGGUUAGACUUUUCCAAUUGCAAUUUCAGUGGAGGACUUCCAAACUCAAUGGGAAAAUUAAGCCAACUCGUGUACUUGGAUUUGUCAUUUAACAAAUUCACCGGUCAAAUCCCAUCUUUCAAUAUGGCUAAAAAUCUGACGCAAAUAAACCUAUCUCAUAAUAUGGUAACUGGAAAAAUUCCAUCCAAUCAUUGGGAAGGCCUUCUGAAGCUGGUUAAUGUGGACUUGAGCCAUAAUGCUCUUGGCGGGACUAUUCCUGUUGCGUUGUUUGCAGCUCCAUCAGUGCAGAAGAUUCAGCUCUCCUUCAACAAUUUUACAGGUCAAGUUCCUGAGUUUCCAACUCCUAACUUGUCAAUUUUGGAUACUCUUGACUUGAGCAGUAAUAAUCUAGUAGGGCCUCUUGCUAAGUCCAUCUUUGAACUCAGAAAACUUAAAAUUCUAUCAUUGGCCUUUAACAAAUUCAGCGGCACCAUGCAAUUUGAUGCAAUUCAGAGACUGAGAAAUCUUACUUCACUUGACCUUUCUUACAACAACUUGUUGGUUAAUGCAAGCAGUAGAAUUUCUGCAUUCCCUUCCUUUCCGCAAGUGAGUACAGUAAAACUUGCUUCUUGUAGACUGACCACAUUUCCUGAUCUGAAGAAUCAAUCAAAAUUACUCCAUUUGGACCUUUCAGACAACAAACUUCCUGGUGAGAUACCUGAUUGGAUUUGGGCACUUGGCAAUGGGAAUCUUCUCCAUCUGAAUCUAUCGCACAAUCAACUGACGAGCCUGAAAGAACCCUAUGCUCCUUCUACUAGUCUCUCUAUUCUUGACCUACAUUUUAACCAGCUUCGUGGAAAGAUUCCCCGUCUACCACCAGCUUCUACCUAUGUAGAUUUCUCUAGCAAUAACUUUACUUCCUCGAUUCCCACACAGAUUGGUAAGGAUCUUAAAGUUACUAUAUUCUUUUCUGUUUCAAAGAACAAGCUUACGGGUACUAUGCCAGAAUCCAUAUGUAAUGCAACCUACCUUCAAGUACUUGACUUGUCUUACAAUAAUUUAGACAGAGAGAUACCUGAAUGUCUGUUUAAGAGUCAAACUCUUGGGGUGCUGAAUAUACGAGGGAACAACUUCAGAGGCUCAAUUCCUAAAGCCUUUCCAGUUGAUUGUGCUUUAGAGACUUUGGAUCUCAACGGGAAUUCAAUAGAAGGAGAAAUUCCAAGCUCUCUAUCCUAUUGCACCAGAUUAGAGGUCUUGGACCUUGGGAACAAUUAUAUCAGUGGUGAUUUUCCUUGCAUGUUGAAGCACAUAUCCACAUUAAGAGUACUUGUGCUACGAUCCAACAGGUUUAAGGGGCGCAUUGGAUGCCAUGAUACCAGUGGAAAUUGGACUAAUCUUCAAAUUGUCGACUUAGCUCACAACAACUUUAGUGGUGAUCUAUCCAGACACUGCUUAAAAAGAUGGAAAGGAAUGUUGGUUGAUGAUGCUAUGCUCAAACACUUACAGUUUGAAUUUCUAGAAUUCAGUUCAUCGCGAUAUUAUCAAGAUGCUGUUACAGUUACCUUCAAAGGUCUAGAGCUGAAGCUGCAGAAGAUCCUUACUGUCUUCACUUCCAUUGACCUUUCUUGCAACCAUCUUGUUGGAUCAAUACCAGUGGAAAUAGGCGAACUACAAGCACUCUAUGUUCUCAACUUGUCCAGUAAUGCUUUCACAGGAGAAAUCCCUUCAUCUAUUGGGAACUUGAACCAGUUGGAAUCCUUAGACCUCUCAAGCAACAACCUCAACGGAUCAAUCCCAUCAACACUUGCAAACCUUAACUUCCUCUCAUUCUUGAAUCUCUCAUAUAAUGGUCUGACCGGACCAAUUCCAUCUGGCACUCAAAUUCAAACAUUUUCACCAGAAUGCUUUGCUGGAAAUAAAGCUCUAUGUGGACCACCUUUGAUUCAUGUAUGCAAGUCCCACAACGCAGAAGAUACUGUUCUAUCAGGGGUCCCAAGAACCGAGUUAGAGUGGCAAUCAAUUUACACAGGAAUCGGGUUUGGAGUAGGAGGAGGAGCAGUUUUUGUGCUGCUAAUGCUCUGGAACGAAGGUAAAACCUGGUUGGAGGAUAGCGUUGAUAAGAUUCUUCUAGUGAUUCUUCCUAUGAUUGGAUACACUUACAAACCUCGCCAUGAAUGGGAUGAUGAAGAUGAGGAAGAUACAGAAUACUGGGGCUCAGAUUCUGCAGAAGACAGUGAAGAUUAUGAAAUGGAAUUGAAUGAGCCACAGGGUCCAUACUGUGUAUUCUGUUCAAAACUAGAUAUCAGUAGAAAGAAGGUAAUGCAUGACCCCAGUUGUACAUGUCAUUCACCAUCCAAUUCUUCUUCCUCCUCAAAUUCUUCCUCUUCAUCCUCAGGUUUCACAUAAAAAGUACAAAUAUUUUCUUCUUAUUUUUGACAUUCUUUCUUUCCUUUAGGUUUCUUGUUUUGUAGUUUGUAUAUAUAUUCAUAGAGGUAAGUACAUAAUUGUAAAACUCUGAUAAAAACAAGAACAGAGCAGGGUUGAGGACUGUACCUUAAUAAGCAAAUUUCCCAAUUGUCUGAGGUUUUGGGCA